CACAGUUUCAGACUCCCGGAGCGUCGUCAAAGAGAUUCGGUGCUAACGGCUAACAUGCUAACCCGGGAAUAUUUACCGGUGAAAAAACGGAAAACCAAAGAGCGGAAACGGUAGAAACGGUUCCUCUGUGCUUGAAGGGCGGCAGCAGGGGCUGAUGGGAAACUGAGGAGAAAGUUUUUAAACUUUUCAACAGUCUCCGUUCACCUGCCUGCUAGCUCCGCUGCUAGCCUGCUAAGGGCUAACCGAGCUGCUAGCACUUUAAAAAGUUUAGUGAAGCUAAGCGGGCCGGGAAUUAGACGGAGCCAUGACGGUGGAAGGAGUUAGACACUCCCCGAUCCUGUCCGCCCUGUUCGGCGUGACUGACGAGUCCGAGCCGCUGCAGGGAGCCGCUCAGUUCAUUAAAGAGCGUCUGUACUUCGCCACAUUACGCAGUAAACCUAAGAGUACAGCCAACACUCACUACUUCUGCACUGACGAGGAGUUCGUCUACGAAAAUUUCUAUGCAGACUUCGGUCCUCUGAAUUUGGCCAUGUUGUAUCGAUACUGCUGUAAACUCAACAAGAAGCUGAAGUCGUUCACUCUGACCAGGAAGAGGAUCGUUCAUUACACCAGCUUUGACCAGAGGAAGAGAUCCAACGCUGCUGUGCUGAUUGGAGGCUACGCUGUGAUCUACCUGAAGAAAACUCCAGAAGAAGCCUACAGAGCUCUGAUCUCUGGUUCCAACGCCUCCUACCUGCCCUUCAGGGACGCCUCCUUUGGGAACUGCACCUUUAGCCUCACAGUGCUUGACUGUCUGCAGGGCAUCAGGAAGGCUCUGCAGCACGGCUUCUUUGACUUUGAGACCUUCGACGUGGACGAGUAUGAACACUACGAGCGGGUCGAGAACGGAGAUCUUAACUGGAUCGUCCCGGGAAAGUUUCUGGCCUUCAGCGGACCGCAUCCCAAAACUAAGAUUGAGAACGGUUACCCCCUCCAUGCCCCCGAGGCGUACUUCCCCUACUUCAGGAAACACAACGUGACGACAGUCAUCCGUCUGAACAAGAAGAUCUACGACUCCAAACGCUUCAUUGACGCUGGCUUCGACCACUACGACCUCUUCUUCUUAGACGGCAGCACGCCCAGCGACAUCAUCACACGCCGCUUCCUGCACAUCUGUGAGAACACCGAGGGCGCCGUGGCUGUCCACUGCAAAGCUGGUCUGGGCAGGACAGGCUCUCUGAUUGGCUGUUACCUGAUGAAACAUUACCGCUUCACGGCAGGUGAGGCCAUCGCCUGGAUCAGGAUCUGCAGACCGGGCUCUGUGAUUGGUCCGCAGCAGAAUUUCCUGGAAGAGAAGCAGGCAGCACUGUGGUUGCUAGGAGACAGCCAGCGUUCCCAGAAGGCCAAGAUGGAGGAGAGGGCGGUGUCUCACCUGAUCACCAAUAUGGACGACCUCAGCUUGAACUCCGCCCACAACAGCAACAGUCUACACGAGAGUGAGACGUUGGACAGCGGACCAGGGCUGACUCAGGGAGACAAACUGAGAGCCUUAAAGAGCCGGCGCCCCCCCCGCCCAGCCACCACCGGAGCUCUCAGAGUGGAAGAGAUGAAGACGCACAGCAGGUCGGCCUCGCAGCCGCUCAGACUGUCGAUGGGCGUCGGUCAGGGCCCCUCCUCCCCCCUCAAGUCCUCCAAAUUCCCAGCAUCCUCUGCUUCUGCUGCCGCCAAGAGGAUUGGAAGAAGUCCAUCAUCAACGGCGGCCAACAUCAGGAGCUCUCGCUUGGCCAGCUCUCUCAGUGAUCUUUACGCCGCCAACGUUGAGGAGGACAAAAACGCUCCGUACUCCUCUCUUCCUCCCUCCUCCUCCUCCCCUUCUUCCUCUGUGUCUCUCGGCCCCUCCCCCUCCCCCCUAGCCCCCCCCUCCCUGUGUCGCUAUGGUAACGGCCCUCGCAGCGUGCAGCACGAGGUCAACAACAAUGAAGGCGUGUACGCCGGCAGGCCAGGACCUCCCAGGGGCCCGGGGCCCUACAGUGCUCUGAAGGGCCCGUCAGGACGCUACCUCAGCCGGUCCAUACCUUCUCUUCAGUCUGAGUACAUCCAGUACUAGGUCAACAGGUCUGACCUGAGGAGGACACAUUACCCAUAACCCCCCUGUGAAGCAGCUCAGUGACUGAAGAGACUCUGUGUUCACGCCGUGUGUCAAUGAGCACGAUGUAAAUAUGAUGUCAUCAUCCACAUGAAGGACAAGAAGAAGAAGAAGAAGAUAUAUUUGGAUAAAGAGGACAGAUUUUAUAUUUGUUAUGAGAAAAAGAUAUUUUUGUUUUUAUAAACUGACUCUCCGUUGUCAUGGUUACAGUAUUUACUUCCUGUCUCUGCCCAGCAGGUUAUUUUGAUUGAUUAAUCUUUUGUAAUUAACAGCAAUAAUAAUAACAGUAGAAGAAGAAGGGACCCACAAACUGAAUGUCAGCAACUAAACUCAGGAAACACACCUGUGUGUGUGUGUGUGUGUGUGUGUGUGUGUGUGUGUGUGUGUGUGUGUGUGUGUGUGUGUGUGU
This is a messenger RNA of Epinephelus fuscoguttatus (brown-marbled grouper), 2534 nucleotides long. RefSeq names its product cell division cycle 14Ab (gene cdc14ab). Gene Ontology annotation, cellular component: spindle pole; nucleolus; mitotic spindle. Lineage: Eukaryota; Metazoa; Chordata; Actinopteri; Perciformes; Serranidae. The transcript is spliced from 16 exons. The record is from RefSeq and is a predicted model, not a curated record. Gene Ontology annotation, molecular function: protein serine/threonine phosphatase activity; protein tyrosine/serine/threonine phosphatase activity. Gene Ontology annotation, biological process: cilium assembly; positive regulation of cytokinesis; regulation of exit from mitosis. Bases 305 to 2086 code for a protein of 593 amino acids.